UCAUCUCAAGAAAAAGGGUUUAUGGUUUAGGGUUUAUACCCGCCGGUCAGCCGAGUAACAACAGAGUCCAAUUGGAAAUCAGGCUAGUCUUUUUGGCUUUCCGUCGGCCGUUCUUCCGCCGAGAUGGAGGAGGACGAAGGCGAUAACAAACCAAAAACUCUAGAAUUCGUGAAUGCGGCAUCUCACCAGGCCAAGCUUAAAGAGCUUUUGCGGAACUUAACUUCUACGCAAUCAAAACUCUGUUCAGACGCCUCAAAGGAAUUCAUAAAGAUCCUCAAAUCCGAUUCUGGACCACAAUUUCUCACCUUUUACAUCCAAUCAUCACCAAAAUGCGUCGAACUCCAACAAGCUUGGGAGCUCCGGCAAGGCAAGCCCGGAUUUUCCGACUGUUUGAAAUUAGUUUCGGCAAUUUUCAGAUAUCCUUUUGGAAAAGAUAGUGAUAAAGAUGUCAGUAAUUAUAGUUUUGUUAGUAGCGCUUUAGAUAAGUUUGCGCGUGUAAUUACUGAGGGAAAAAUGGGGGAUUUGUACGAGGAGUUGAACAGUAAAGAUGCGAAAAGGCAGAAAGCUGUCUUGUUGUUGUUGGCUUCUAUAGUUAGGCGUGGGCCGGGUUUGGCGUGGGAGGUGGCAAAGGGUUUUGAUUUUAAAACUGGGAAUUUCUCCAAGCUUGCUGAGUGGAAGGCGAGGGGGAAUGAGGGGAUGAGGAGGUAUUUGACGAGGAAGGAAUUUGUUGGUUUUGCUAUGUCAUUUUUGGAAGUGGGGAAUCCGCGGCUGUUGAGAGGGAUUUUGCAGCAGAAGGAUAUGUAUUCAGGGGUGCUUCGUGGGUUGGGAACUGAUGAUGAGGAGAUUGUGGUUUAUGUUCUUCUGACGUUGCGGAAUAGAGUACUUGUCCCGGAGUCGUUGGUGCCUCCGGGCCUAAGAAGCGUGUUGUUUGGGAGUGCUACUCUGGAGCAAUUGAUAAGCAUUUCAGGGAGGCAGGAUGGUGGGCUUGCUGCUGAGGUGGCGCAUAGUGUGCUAGUAAUGGUGUGUACGGAUCCUUCUAACGGGUUGAUGCCAGAUUUAGAGAGGCAGCCUAAUCCUUUGAAGGGAAAUGUGAAGCGAUUAGUGAUCUUUAUGAAGAAGCUCAAACCCACAGAGGUUGAGUACCACAAAGACCUGCUUUUGGCCAUUGUAAAAGGGAGGCCGGCCUUUGGGUCAGCAUACUUGGAGAACUUCCCUCAUAAUCUUGAAGACCUGGCAUCACCUAACUGGUUUUCUGCUAUUUCUCUGGCUGCAGAUGUCAUGUCCUCAGUUGGUGAUGGAUUUACAUGUGCCUAUGUUAACUCUCAGUCUCAGGAGCCCCCAUCCAUUGACAAUCUGAUAGUCCAAGACAUUAUGAAGUGCAUAGGGCCACGCCCAUUCACCCGAUUGGUAAUGAAUAAAGGGUUGCUUCACUCUGAUCCUCUUGUGAAACAUGUAACUCUGAGGCUUGUAUCGGAACUAAAGCUUCUCGACUUUUUAAUUGGCUCUGUAAAUGAUCUGUCCAGUUCCAGUGAUCAAGUGAUGCAUAAGUGGGCAUCUUUCAAGCGAGAUGUUCAGAAUGUAGUCCAGAUUUUACUUCCUGAUCCCCAGGUGCUAUUAUCACUACUUUCUUCACUCAGUGGCUACUGCAAGAGUCCUGCAUCAAGAAUGAAGAGGGCUGCAGAUGUAGAUGUUACAGUCGAGCAUAAUUUGCACAAGAAGAAGAAGUUGAAGAUGAAUAGCGUGGAUGAGGACAUGGAUAUUCUCGUCAGUGGGGUUAGUUCAACCACUGAAGGGGCUUUGACUGAGAAUGAUGGAGUGUCAGAAGAGGAUGUUGAGGAUCAGCUGAAUAGUGGAGUUGACCUCCUGAAACCUGUUCUAGAAAUUUGGGGUUUGCAGGGAUGCUCCAGUGUAGAUAUCAGAACUGAAGAUGGGGACACAUACUUUUACUCAAAGUUGCUUGAUGUUCUCAGAAUUUAUCAUCGGACUCUGCCUACUGCUGUGGAAGGAUCAUUUGACUUCUUUAAAGUUCUCCCAAGCAAUCCUUUAGCACUACCUACAAUUUUGCAGCAGUCUAUGCUGUCACUGCUUGUAGAACAAGUUGUUGGGUCCAACAAGUCUCAGAUUUCCAUCAGAACCCAACCAUUGAUGUACAAGUAUCUUCAUUCAUUUAUCAAUUUGUUUAUGUAUUCACCAAUAAGAGACAUAAAAGAUCAGGCUUACUCUUUAGCACAAGCAGCCAUGUUGAGUACAGGUGCAUUUGACAGAAAUCCAAGGGAAAUUUCUGCUUGGUUUCUAUUUAUACCUGGCUAUACCAGUGUGGUUAUUGAUGGUCAAAAACAUGGGAUUGAAGUAUUCCAAAAGUUGUCUUCAGUUGUCAUCUCUUUUCUUUGCGAUGCAGUUUCUACUACUGGGAACAACUUGUUCAAAUAUUUGGAUCUCUUAAGGGGCUAUAUCCGUGAUUUAGAGGUUUCUACAGAUACAUUUCCCAAUUUUAGCCCUUUCAUAGUUUGUGUACUGGAGAAGUGCUUGAGGUUACUUAGCUCUGAAACUGGUUCUUUUACAUUGCCCGAGAAGUCAAUGAUAUCAUUGUAUGUUUCUACCACAUUAAAGUAUCUCCUGGAAACUCAGGUUGAAGGUGGACUUUUGUGUUCCCUGACGCAGCUUUUGAUAUCAGAGAGACUUAAAGGUUGUUGCGAUAUGAUUGGAUUCUGCCCUUGUGAAUGGAUGCCGAUGAAUAGUUUGUUAUAUUUUGCAAGGAAUACCGUGCAGCAACAAAUUUAUAGCAGUUUUAUGUCUGAAGAGAAAGCUACUGGUCUUGGUGGUUCAUUUUCUGAGACACUUUCUGAAGUUAAUAGGAUUUUAAGGACUAAGGAUCAUUGUGGGUUGCUUGGAGUUACUAUGGGGUUUUCUUUUUCAAUGAUAUGCACCACAGCUGAUCAGAUAUUGCAGAAUUUCCCAUCGACCAUCUCUACUUCUACUAAAUUGCUUGGGGUUCCUUUCUCAAUUUUGUUGUUGAGAUUCUUUCUCGAACCAAGUCAUUUUGCUGAAGUUUUCAAGUUAUGGCCUAAAAUAUGCUUUGCUGGAGUUGACAAAGUUAUAAGUGGAGUUCAUGAUGGAGAAGGGCAGACAAUAGCUAAUGAGCUUGAUGAUUCACCAGAUUCUGCUUCUAUUGCAUUCUCUUUUUUAGUAAAGAAUGCUCCUUUUCAUGUGCUCUUUCCAGCUAUUUUUUUCACUGAUGGAUUGCAUUUGCUUGGUCACUCAAAAGUGCAGAAUUUGCUUCUGGAUAAAUUCACUGAGAGUACACCUGACUUCUCUGUCUCUUCUCUCUGCCGUCUUCUCUUUUGCUUGCUUCAAGCGCGAUUGGCCUAUAGUAUCAAACCAUCUGAUGAACUUGAAAAACUUUGUGAAUCAUCUUGUUUUCUUGCAAAGCACAUAGUAAAACAAUCAUUUGUUGAAAAAUUUGGUCCUGAUUGCUCCCCGCGUGUUUUGCCUCCUUUAUCAUCUGGUCAUAUUCGAGAAGUGGCUGAAAUAAUUCUUGGCCACCCUUUACUCACUGCAUUGCUGGAAUGGCCUUUGCAUACCGAUAAUGAUGUUGGUGACAUGAUUUUUAUGAAACCUCCAGAAACCUUUCUUCAGUAUGCUGAACGGGGUGUUCGUAAAAUAGAUCAUCAUAUUUUGCAGUUGUUAAGAAGAACCACAUCUGAGCUUUUGGUUCAUGUAUUUAGUAAAUGUAGAUCACCAUCUGUGGUUGAUCAUUCUACUGAACGGAUUGCAAAGGCUUUCAAGGCUCUGGUGCAGAAGCUAUUUUUGACAUUUAAGGCGAGGUUCACAGAUUCCAGAAAGACAGAUGAUUUGAUGCCUCUAAUUCCUACAUUGUAUGCUUUGCAUAGUCUGAGUGAAUUCAUAUGUCCCUUUGAGUUGCUCAAUUUGGUGCACUGGUUGUUCUCCAGAAUUGAUCUAAAUGAUACUGCAGUUUCCAUUUCUUGUCAAAGAUGUGGUUUGUCUGUUGGAUUACAAAUUGCUUCAUGGGCUUUUGAUUCUCUUUCUUUAUAUAUGUUAGAGCCACAUGCAAAGAGGACAUUAUUCAAUUUCUUUAUGGGUACUGGAAACAGAAGUUUUGAAAUUACCCUUUUUGAGAGAAUUUUUAACAGCAUAUUUGAGAUUGCCACUCACACUCAACUAGAAGUUGCUGAUAUAUGUUUAUUCAAAGCUGUUAAGAUCAUCAAAAUGCAUAAAUGUAUGGAGAAGACCAGCUUACCUUUUGUUAUGGCUACUUCAAGACUUCUACCCAGUGUUCCUGUGAACUUUAUUUCUUAUUGCUUGGACAAGACAACCAAGACUAAGUGUGACUUCUUGUUUCUUCUGUCUGAGAUGAGCUCCCUGCAUCUUUGUGUAUUUGGACAUUUGGUUUCUGGUAAAAUUAGUAAUAAUCAAGCUCUUAAGGUCAACAAGGAAGAAAACUGCAAUCGGCCUCAGUACUCUGAAGAGUUCUUGAUGCUUCUGCCAACUGUUCUGUUAUACUUGAGGUCAAAUUUUCUGAAAUUUGGGGGCCAAUUUGGCAAGCAUGUUGAAAACACUUCUUCUUUCUUUUGGAAGAUCCUUUUGCGUGGUUUCUCUAACUGGAAGAGUUUUGUUUCGGAAGAGAUAUUUGAGAUAAAACUUGUUGAGUGCUCAUCUUUAUGCAUGGAAGAUUUUUCUAACCUUUUCUCUUCCAGUCUUCUUGGAAAAGCAGUACUGCUGAUGCGUCAUUACCUUGCUGUGAGUGGACACUUGGUGAAAAUGAAAAGGCUAUUGAGUACAUUUGAUUCUGUUUGCCCACAUGCGAGUGCACAGAAUGAUCUUCUGGACUGCGAUGCUAGAGAAAUUGGUGUUUGUUCUCUUGAGUUGUCUUUGAACUUUGUGAACAAAAUUAUUGCAAAGAUAUGCCUCUGUUGGAUGUUGUUAUUUCCAGAGCAUAAUAAUCUUCAAUCUGUAGUGAAAGAUGGAAAGAAAAAAGGAAUUGAAUCAGAAGUUAGCAUUUUGAGAAUCCGAUUUUUAAGUAUGCUGGUCCAUUCAUGGCAACGUCUUGUGGAGAAUUUUCAUACAUGCAGGCAAGGAGAGAACAUAAGGUCGUCAUUGUUUAGAUUCUUGGAGAUCUUCAUUGCUAAGAAUAUAUACUGUUACUUGCUCACUCUCAAUUUGCUCCAACCAUUCUAUUUGCCCAUUCAUCAACUGUUUGUACUCAAUUUGGAUGCUCAUGAAACUGGGCCUCACAUGAAGAAGUUGGAACUGAUUAAGUUGCUCAGAGUACUAAUACAUAUCUUGGUCUCUGAAGUAUUGCUGAAAUGGAUUUCUAUGGGCUCUGCUUCUCUGAAGGUGAGACAAGAAAGGGAACAAAAGCAAAGUGUAUCUUCUUUGAGUAACUCAUAUGAUAAUGAAGUAGUUGGAGAGAGACGAAGGAUUCAAUUUAGAGAAAAUCUUCCCAUUGACCAAUUAUGUGCAAUGACAGUCCUUUGUUUUCCUCAUGAUAGAUUUGCUGAUGGGAGCUUGAGCAAGCUCCAAACAAAUGAUUCUGAUGAGGGCUACAAUGCAAAUUCUAAGAAGGUGCAACUUUAUGAUCCAGUUUUCAUCUUGCGUUUUUCAAUUCACAGUCUUGCAAUGGAGUAUAUUGAGCCCCUGGAGUUUGCUAGUUUGGGUUUGCUUGCAAUUACAUUUAUCAGUUUGUCUUCUCCUGAUGCUGAUACAAGGAAAUUGGGCUAUGAGGCUGUUGUGAGAUUUAAGAGUGCUGUGGAGAAAUGUCGCAAGAGGAAGGAUGUGAUGCGACUCCGGCUCUUAGUAUCAUACUUGCAAAAUGGUAUAGAAGAAGAGUGUCAGAGGAUUCCUUCCAUAACUGCUGUAUUCAUUGCGGAAGCUUCUUUUGUUCUGUUAGAUUCUUCCCAUGAUCAUUAUUCAGCUAUAAGUAAAUGCCUGAUGCGUCAUCAGGGUGUACCAUUAUUCCAAGAAUUCUUCUGGAGUAGCUCUGUUACUUUUAAGUCAGAAAGGUUGUGGAUGCUUCGGCUUUUAAACACAUCUCUGACUAUGGAUGAUGAUGCUCAAAUACUUGUCAGAAAUUCCAUUGAGAUCCUUUUAAAUUUUUAUGCCUCUCCUCUUUCCGAUGACGAGUCAAAGGAACUGAUCGUUGAGAUGGUGAAAAAGUCCGUCAAAAUAAAUAAGCUUGCAUGGCAUUUGGUUGUACGCUGUGGCAUAAUUUCUUGGCUGUCUUCUCAUGUUGCAUCUUUUUACGGGAUUCUACUCAGGGACCAGAGAAGUUUUUCAUUUGCUAAGUUAGCUAUGGUUCUGGAGGUAGCCAAUGAUGUUAUUAUGUCUAGAAAUACUAGUGAGUGGUUGCAAAAAUAUGCCCUAGAGCAGCUUUCUGAACUUGCAGCUCAUCUGUACAGAAUCUUAGUUGGUUGUUCUAAACAUAUACAAGAGAAAACCAGAAUCAUUGAUUUGAUUCUAGAACUAUUGAUGUCAACCCUGAAGAUCUCACAGAAAAGAAAAGUAUAUCAGCCGCAUUUUACAAUAUCUUUUGAAGGUUUAUACCAUUUGUACGAAGCUGUUGAUGUCUGUUGCAGUGGGACCUUCAGUUCUACUGCUGAGAUUGGACUGAAAGCUGUCCUUAUGAGUACUCCUCCAGUUUCUAUACUUCACAUGGAUAAAAAUAAGCUUUUGAAGUUUGUUAGCUGGGCAAUAUCAACUGCUGUGCAGUCAAACUUGAUGGAGGUGCCUGAAUCUGAAGCAAUGUAUAGCAAUGCCUUGAGAUUUUCAGAACAAUCUGAAGAGGAUCUUGUAUCAAAGCUUUUAAGAUGGCUGACUGCCUCAGUGAUUCUUGGAAGGCUUUCAUGGAAAUUGAGUGAUUUGAAUUCCACUAGUUCUUCUGAAAUAUUAAAGCUUGAUAAUCUGCAUUGUAUCAUGGACUAUUGUGUGAAGGAAUGUGGAGAAAACCAGGAGAAUUUUGGCAGCAAAGAGAUACUAGCUGUAUCAAUUUUUACCUACAGCAGCUUGCAGGCAUCUGGUCCCUCCUCAUCAGACUCUCGACAUAGCGAUGGUAGUCCUUGGGUAUCACUCUGCCAGAAGAUACACAGCCCAGCUGAAGCUAAUCCUUCGUGGAGAUGGUCAUACUACCAGCCUUGGAGAGAUCUUUCCUUGAAGCGUGCUGCAGUAGAGAAAUUGGAAGAAAUUCAUGCGUGCCAAAAGCUCCUGGUGUUGAUUUUGAAGAAACUUGGAAAUAAUUCUCUAUGUUCGCAAUUUCUUUCACUGCAAGAUGUGGAAAAUUUUGAUGUAUUCAAAUGGGAAAGAAGUAUCAUUGAGCCUCACUGACGUCUCUGCUCAUAAUUUACAGGUCCAUUGUUAUUCGGUUCAAAUGUUUUGCAUGCGCAUGCAUUUAGUUGGAGUAGAGAGUGUAGCACAACAGCAGGUGGUCCUGUUGUUAAUCCGUGCUUCUCUGUAACGUUAGUUAGAUUAGCUUGUGUAGGGGAGUAACAGGCACUCAUUAUUAUUCCCUGUUUUUAUAGUUGGCUAAUUUAUUAACAAGGCUUAAACAUGCAUACGCAGGCCUUGCUUGGUUUUUGAGAAAAAA
Messenger RNA from Coffea arabica (coffee), 7597 nucleotides. Lineage: Eukaryota; Viridiplantae; Streptophyta; Magnoliopsida; Gentianales; Rubiaceae. The record is from RefSeq and is a predicted model, not a curated record.